Molecule: messenger RNA, 2418 nt
Organism: Carcharodon carcharias (great white shark)
Lineage: Eukaryota; Metazoa; Chordata; Chondrichthyes; Lamniformes; Lamnidae
Product: semaphorin-4D-like
Exons: 15
Coding region: 506-2098 (530 amino acids)
Biological process (GO): positive regulation of cell migration; regulation of inflammatory response; positive regulation of ERK1 and ERK2 cascade
Molecular function (GO): integrin binding; semaphorin receptor binding; chemorepellent activity
Source: RefSeq, a predicted model, not a curated record
GGUUAAUGUGGGACUGAGCGCAGUCCCGCCCACACAGUGAUGUAAGAAGACACCUGACCCUGAGCCAGACUCGAGCCGGAGUCAGUCGGGUUGAGGCCGAGAGUGAGGUGAAUUCUGUACUUGGGUGUUCCAGAUCUCCGGUUCUCCGUUGUACCCUGGAGGUACUCUAGAAAAUGCACUGGGGGCUCCUCGGACAUCGCCAUGCACGCGCUGAAUGGGAAUUGUCCAGGAAUUUCCAUUUCUAUUGAGCAAUUACCUUAUGCCUGGAACCCUUCACACUUCAAUUUAAGAUGAAAUUAAAAAAAGAUUCAAAUUCGAAUCAUCUGAGGAAUACGCAACCACACUUCGCGAAGGAAACACUGUUUAUGUUGGCGGAAAUGAAAUUGUUUAUCAGAUAAACUUUGACAAAUCUCCUAAUCUAGUACAAAAGAUCUCAGUGCCUGCUGAUUCGGAAUCCAAAAGAAAAUGCCGACAGAGGAACUCGGGUUACUGUGGGAAUGCGAUAAUGGUCCUGCAAAAGUUCAACAGAACUCAACUUCUUCUCUGUGGAACCCAUGCCCAUGAACCACGAUGUUGGCUGAUUUUAAACAAUGAAUUGACCCCAAUUAUCAAUGGAGGAGGACGUCACUUAGGGCUAGGUGUAUGUCCCUUCACCCCAAAACAUGGCUUCACUUCAUUGGUUGAAGAAGGAAGAUUCUAUUCAGCAGCACCUGUAUAUGAGAAUGGACAUGGUCUGCUCCUUCGGGGGUUUAUGCAGGAAGCUGGUGGGUCAUGGCUACUUUCUGUUGAUGAGUGGCUGACGGAUCCUAAUUUUGUAGGAAUGUCGCCGAUGAAUGACCAGAUUUUCAUGUUCUUCAGGGAAAAAAACAUGCAGAAAAAUCUAGACAUUGACCCCUGGAUGUCACAAGUUGCCCGAGUGUGUAAGGAUGACAAAGGUGGUUCUAGACAGCGCUUGCAACAUAAGUGGGCAACCUUUCUGAAAGCACGACUGCUGUGUAAUGUUCCUACUGAUCACGUGCAUUUCAACCGGAUUCAAGAUGUCUAUGUUGCUAAAUCAAAUAACAGUGAAGACAGAAUUUAUGGAAUUUUCAAAAGUAACUGGAAUGGCACAGCAAUUUGUACCUACUCCGUGAAGGACAUUAAUGAUGUGUUUAGAACUUCCAAAUUCAAAGGUUUCUCCGAAGAUAUUCCUGAUCCCAGACCUGGCACGUGUGGCAAAGACACUCAAAAACUGCCAGAUAUAGUACUGAACAUUAUACAGAAUCAUCCUGAAAUGGAAACCAACAUCCAGCCAAUCGGAAAAAUUCCCCUUGUGAUGGAGAAAGAGGAUCGCUUCAAGAAAAUAGUAGUGGAUUCCGUUGUUGACUUCAGUGGGAAUGUGUCCUGGGUCAUUUUCCUGGCCAUGGGAAAUGGUAAAAUCCGGAAGGUCCUUGAGAUCAGUCAGUCAGUGUUCACCAUUUCAGAACUUGAGGUUUUAAAGAAGCCAGGACCAAUCUUGUCAAUGUCUCUUGACUCUGAAAGCAAACUUCUGUAUGUUACCACUGCCAAAGAGCUGGUCCGGUUCCCACUGGCACAGUGUGAAAAAUAUGCUGAUGACUGUGCCAGUUGCGUUAUGGCCAGAGACCCCUACUGUGCAUGGAAUCCCAGAGAGAAGAAAUGUGUCCCCAGCACAACCAAACUUAAAUAUUUGAUCCAAGAUCUUGAAAAUGGCAAUUAUAAGAAAUGUCCUCAAGAGAGAGUUGAAUAUCACCGUUCCUCAGAGGGAGUCAGUGAAGAUACAAACCUCGUCCUUCCUCUGGAGGGAGCUGGCCCUGUGUACCUGUCCUGCCCAAAGCAAUCCCAUCAUGCCGAUUACUCAUGGAAGGUACAGGACAAGAUGGAGGCCUGUUCUUCGAAUGGAGAUGAAUGUCUGCUCUUCAUAAGGGACAUCUCUGAAGUCAAUGGUGGCCGCUACAUGUGUAAUUCAAAUGAAAGAGGACACGAACAGCUUCAUAUCUCUUAUUACAUUCAGGGCAGUGGGUCAUCAAUAUAUUUAUCCAGAUAUAGUGUUGCUGUAUAUUCUAUUUUGAUGACAGUCGCAGCUCUCUUUUUGCACUGAAUUUGAGCUACGAUUCAACAGGAAAGAUAGAAAACAAAUUGUCCAUCGUGGAGAGCUUUCCAUCCAUCACAUUGAGAGCUUCCCUUUCCCACCCAGGAAGUAAUCCCAAAACUCCCAUUUCUGUUUUUUUUUUGACUGCUGUAAAGUGUUGUAGAUAAAGGCAGGAUGAGGCUCUACCCUGAAUACUCCAACCUCCAUGGCCAGGUGAUCGGACAAUACUCUUGUGACUUGGGUUCCAAAUUGCGAAUGGUGACCUUGGGGAGGUCUGCUGGUAUCUGUAGAACAUGAAUUGUCAACUUUAUUACAUGAGGGGAGAAAGU